AUGAAAUUGGAUAUUAAGAAGACUUUCAGUAAUAGAUCCGAUAGAAUCAAGGGCAUUGAUUUCCACCCUUCGGAACCAUGGGUUUUGACUACUUUGUACUCGGGUCGCGUUGAAAUUUGGAAUUACGAGAGUCAGACAGAGGUUAGAUCAAUUACUGUUGCGGAAGCUCCCGUGAGAGCUGGUAGAUUUAUCGCCAGAAGGAAUUGGAUUGUUGUGGGGAGUGAUGAUUUCAGAAUCAGAGUGUUUAACUAUAAUACGGGGGAAAAAGUGGUCGAUUUCGAGGCGCACCCUGAUUAUAUCCGUUCUAUCGCAGUUCAUCCAACAAAACCAUACUUGCUCUCAGGCAGUGAUGAUCUUACAGUCAAAUUGUGGAAUUGGGAGAAAAAUUGGGCAUUGGAACAGACUUUUGAAGGCCAUGAGCAUUUCGUGAUGUGUGUGGCUUUCAACCCUAAGGACCCAAGCACUUUUGCUUCGGGCUGUUUAGAUAGCACAGUUAAAGUUUGGUCGUUGGGUCAGCCGACUCCCAACUACACUUUGACUACGGGUCAGGAAAAAGGUGUUAAUUACGUUGAUUACUAUCCACUACCAGAUAAGCCAUACUUGAUCACUUCUUCAGAUGAUCUGACGGUCAAGAUCUGGGACUACCAAACCAAGUCCUGUGUAGCCACAUUGGAAGGCCAUAUGUCCAAUGUUUCCUUCGCUGUUUUCCAUCCUACAUUGCCCGUUAUCAUAUCCGGUUCUGAGGAUGGUACCUUAAAGAUUUGGAACUCCUCCACUUACAAAUUGGAGAAGACACUUAAUUUGGGUCUGGAGAGAAGUUGGUGUAUUGCUACCCAUCCAGCGGGUAAAAAGAACUACAUUGCUUCCGGUUUCGAUAAUGGUUUCACCGUGCUUGCUUUAGGGAACGACGUUCCAACUUUAUCUUUGGACCCAGUUGGUAAACUUGUAUGGGCCGGUGGCAAGAAUGCUGCUGCAUCUGAUAUUUUUUCUGCCGUGAUCAGGGGCAAUGAAGAGGUUGAGGAGAAUGAGCCUUUGGCAUUACAAACCAAAGAAUUGGGUUCUGUCGAUGUGUUCCCACAAACUUUAGUCCACUCACCAAAUGGUAGAUUUGUUGCUGUUGUAGGUGACGGUGAGUACGUCAUUUACACCGCUUUGGCCUGGAGGAACAAAUCAUUUGGUAAAUGUCAUGAUUUUGUUUGGGGACCAGACUCCAACAGCUAUGCCAUUGUCAGCGAAACUGGUCAAGUGAAGUAUUACAAGAAUUUCAAAGAAGUUACGUCAUGGUCGAUCCCAUUGACUUACGGUGUUGACAAGCUCUUCUCCGGUGCAUUACUAGGUGCGAAAUCUGAUGGAUUUAUAUAUUUCUUCGAUUGGGAAAGUGGUAAUUUGGUCAGAAGGAUUGACGUCAAUGCUCGUAAUGUUGUCUGGUCCGAUAACGGAGAGCUGGUUAUGAUCAUCAACACUGAAGACGAACGCGGUGAUGAAGCUAGCGCUUACUCACUAGCUUACAGCCGUGCGCUUUAUGAAGACGCUCUUGCACAAGGCAACGUUGAUGAGGAGGAUGGAGCAGAAGAGGCAUUCGAAGUUCUUUAUGAGUUGAAAGAGCCAAUCGCUUCAGGUAAGUGGGUUGGCGAUGUUUUCAUCUUCACAACCACGACGAAUAGACUGAAUUACUUUGUCGGAGGCAAGACUUACAACUUGACACAUUUCUCCAAGGAAAUGUAUCUAUUAGGUUACCUUGCGAGAGACAACAAAGUUUACUUAGCAGAUAGGGAGACCCACAUUUAUGGUUAUGUCAUUUCCUUAGAAGUGCUGGAAUUUCAAACUCUUACAUUAAGAGGAGAAUUAGAAGAAGCUAUGGAAAGCAUACUUCCAAACAUAGAAGAUAGAGAAACUCUGUUGAAGAUUUCGAGGUUUUUGGAAGGGCAAGAAUACUAUGAGGAAGCACUUAAUGUGUCUCCAGACAAAGACCAGCAAUUUGAUCUUGCUCUAAAAGUUGGCCAACUAUCACUUGCUCAAGAUAUUUUGACGGAGGAGGAUAGCGACUUAAAAUGGAGGUCACUUGGAGACGCCUCGCUGGAGAGGUUCGAUUUCAAGUGCGCAAUCAACGCUUAUACAAAGGCUCAUGAUCUAGAAUCUUUGUUACUACUGCAUUCCUCAUUCAACGACAAGGAAGCACUCUUGACUUUGGCCAAAGAAGCUGAGACACAGGGCAAGUACAAUCUUUCCUUUAAAGCAUCUUGGUUGGCAGGUGACAUCGACAGCGCAAAAGACUUGCUCGUCAAGAAUCAAAGAUUCUCAGAAGCUGCCAUCUUCGGUGUCACAUACGGUAUUAAGAAAGAUGAUGUGAAUGAGGUCGUUGAAUUAUGGAAAAAGAAUUUGAACGACGAAGGCAAAGCAUCUAUCGCGGAAAGGGUUUGCCCCGUCGAAUUAGCCACCGAAAAUGAUGCUCCUCUAAUUGAUCUCGACACGAAGAAUAAAGAGGACUCUUCAAUCGAAAAAAGCGAAGUAAUAGAAGAAAAGGAAGAACAAUCUGAGGAACCAAGCAACGCCGAGACAACUGCUCAAGUCAAUGGCUCCGAUGAAGCUGAAAAGGACAAGAAGCCUCAAGAAGAAGAUACUGAGAAGAAGCCAGAGUCUGCAUAG
Torulaspora delbrueckii is the source of this 2646-nucleotide messenger RNA. RefSeq names its product coatomer subunit beta' (gene SEC27). The coding region runs from base 1 to 2646 and encodes 881 amino acids. The transcript has 2 exons. Gene Ontology annotation, biological process: retrograde vesicle-mediated transport, Golgi to endoplasmic reticulum; endoplasmic reticulum to Golgi vesicle-mediated transport; intracellular protein transport. Gene Ontology annotation, molecular function: protein binding; structural molecule activity. The record is from RefSeq and is a predicted model, not a curated record. Lineage: Eukaryota; Fungi; Ascomycota; Saccharomycetes; Saccharomycetales; Saccharomycetaceae. Gene Ontology annotation, cellular component: COPI vesicle coat.